Ornithorhynchus anatinus (platypus) is the source of this 6479-nucleotide messenger RNA. RefSeq names its product myotubularin related protein 8 (gene MTMR8). The transcript has 14 exons. The coding region runs from base 91 to 1998 and encodes 635 amino acids. Gene Ontology annotation, molecular function: phosphatidylinositol-3,5-bisphosphate phosphatase activity. Gene Ontology annotation, cellular component: nuclear envelope. The record is from RefSeq and is a predicted model, not a curated record. Lineage: Eukaryota; Metazoa; Chordata; Mammalia; Monotremata; Ornithorhynchidae. Gene Ontology annotation, biological process: negative regulation of autophagy; dephosphorylation.
CGAGGCGGGCUGGGCCCAGGGAGGGCAUGGAGGGAGGCCGGGCCGGCGGGGGCGGCAACUACAGCCCCGGCGCAGCUGAGAGACGCCACCAUGGAGCACAUUACCAUCCCCAAGGUGGAGAACGUGAAAUUGCUAGAUCGUUACGCAGCCAAGAGAUCGGCCAACGGGACCCUGUACCUGACCGCAACGCACCUCAUCUACGUAGACGUGUCUGCUGAAGUCCGGAAGGAAACAUGGAUUUUGCACCACCAUAUUGCCAGUGUGGAGAAGCUGCCUCUUACCCCCGCAGGGUGUCCCCUGCUCCUCCGCUGCAAGAAUUUCCGGGUGGCUCACUUCGUCUUCGGGUCCGAGCGCGAAGGCCACGCAGUUUAUACCUCCCUCCUGAAGCUUUCCCAGCCAGUGAAACCAGACGAACUCUAUGCCUUCGCGUACAACCCCAAGUCCUCGAAAGACAGCCGGGAGAGCGGAUGGAAACUCAUCGACCUGAGAGCGGACUACCGGCGCAUGGGGAUACCAAAUGAAUACUGGCAGAUAACGGAGGCCAACAAGAACUACGAGGUCUGCAGUACUUACCCUCCCGACUUGGUGGUGCCGAAAACGGCCAGCAGGACCACGGUCGUUGGAAGCGCCAAGUUCAGAAGCCGAGGAAGGAUCCCAGUACUUUCGUACUUCUACAAGGAGAACAAUGCCGCCAUAUGCCGCUGUAGCCAGCCCCUGUCUGGGUUCAGCGCUCGCUGCCCCGAGGAUGAGCAGAUGCUGCAGGCCAUCAGCCAAGCCAAUCCGGGAAGCCCGUUCAUGUAUGUUGUAGACACGAGGCCAAAGCUGAACGCAAUGGCCAAUCGGGCAGCCGGGAAAGGGUACGAGAACGAGGAUAACUAUGCCAACAUUCGCUUCAAGUUUAUCGGCAUCGAGAACAUCCACGUCAUGCGGAGCAGCUUGCAGAAACUCCUGGAAGUUUGCGAAAUGAAGGCUCCAUCCAUGAGUGACUUCCUGGCUGGCUUGGAGAACUCCGGGUGGCUGAGGCACAUCAAGGCUGUCAUGGACGCCGGCAUCUUCCUCGCACAGGCAGUGGAAAGAGAGAAGGCCAGCGUCUUGGUCCAUUGUUCGGACGGGUGGGACCGCACAGCGCAGGUCUGCUCUCUGGCCGGCAUCCUCUUAGAUCCCUUCUACAGGACCUUCAAAGGACUGAUGGUGCUGAUUGAGAAGGAAUGGAUGUCCAUGGGCCACAAAUUCUCCCAGAGGUGCGGUCACCUAGAGGGGGACCCCAAGGAAGUGUCUCCAGUCUUCACCCAGUUCGUGGAGUGCGUCUGGCAGCUGAUGGAGCAGUUCCCCUGUGCCUUCGAAUUCAACGAACGGUUCCUCCUCGAGAUUCACGACCACGCCUUCUCCUGCCAGUUUGGAAAUUUCCUCGGGACCUGCCACAAGGAACGGGAGGAGCUGAAAAUCUAUGAGAAGACACAUUCCCUGUGGCCCUUCCUGUUAGAGAAGAAGCAGGAGUUUAGGAAUCCACUCUACAAAGGCUUCACUGCUUAUGGGACCCUGCAACCCAACACUUUCCCUUUCAGCUUUCAGUUUUGGUGUGGGAUGUACAACCGGUUCGACAAAGGCAUGCACCCCAAACAGAGUGCCCUGGACCACCUCCUCAACUGCCUGAGACAGAAAACAGAGUUGGAGGAGAACACGACCAAGUUGGAGAACGUUGGCCAGAGACCGCCCGACCUCAGCCGUCCCUUCUCGGAAGACCCCGGCGCCCGCCGUGCGACCGAGAAGACGUCAGCUGAGCCUCCGAGGAGCCCCCAGGCCGACGUCCCCUCGGAGUACGAGGAUGCGCCGUCCUCUCUGUUCCCCAACGGCGGCCUGGCGGGGGACGGGGACGCCGGCAAUCCGGUCCCGAGGCCGAAAGGGAGCCCUCCCCCUCACCGGGGUGGCCGCGGCGUGACGGGGACCACCGAGGCGAGCGGGGCGGGGGGCGGGAGCCCCGAGCAGCGGGAGCAGUGAGCGGCCACCCCCGCCCCGGACGCAGCAGGUGGAGCGGACGGGAAGACCCGGCUCCGGAGAGACCCGUCACCCGACCUGCCGGAUUGGACACCGAUGACUCGGGGGCCCCGGGGGGUCGCCCGGGGAAGCGACGGUGUGCUCGAGGGACGUGAGCGGGCCGCGCCGCCCUCGAGGCGUCCGAGAGAUGCGGGUCCGCCGCACUACCCCCAGUGGGGGCGGGAGAGUGGAUCCGGGAGUGGGCCUGGCUGGGGAACGAGAGUUUCCCAUUGAGCGGUGGAAUCCUUUGCCGGGAGCCCCGUUCGCGCUGGGCCCGCUCCCCACCCUCGUAGAGAACGGGCGGCCGGAAGCCGGCAGUCUAUGACUCUGGCCCGGUUUUAAAAGCCAAAAUAGUGGCUUUUAAAAGGGUUUCAGCUGGAAGGGGGUGGACGGGCCCGGGCACGAGGCGGAUCGCCCCUUUCCCCUGCUGCCUCCCCUCCCCGGGCAACGCGCCGACCUCAGUCGGAGAAGUGACGGGAUUGCAGAUCGUGGCCCGGGCAGGUGACGGCUCCACUCCCCGGGGCAGACGGGCCAUCCCCUUGGACUUCCCGCACCCUUGGGAGGGGGAUCCGGGCCUUGUUCCGAAGCCCAGCCGGGGCAGUCUAGUGUCUUUUCUUUUUGACAGUACUCGCCGGAGAAAGUUCCGGGUUUUUACGACUUUUCUGGGCCCCGACAAUUUACACUCUUUUGAGAGUUCCCGACCCAUCCUGGGUAACCGACAGUACGCCCUCUAAAGAGGGAGGAGGGUCUUGGGGGCAGGCAGGGAGCCCUGGUUCCCAUCCGGUGCCUGCCUUCCUUCCUGUAUUAUUCUCGACUCGCCUUUUCUCCCCCAGGGUCAGAGGCUUGGGGCCCUUGGGGUUUCCAGACUUCCGCAGGCCACCACGCUCUGGUAGGCCGGCUGCUUUCCUUCUGUCCCGAUGGGGAGAGGAGCCUUACCCAAACUCCCUGAGCUGUUUUCCUCCUUCAUCCAGAGUGCUCUCCGCCGCUCAGUCUGUGUUAGGACCUAACUCACGGGGGAAGACAAGAUUGUUUCGGGCGGGAGGUUUCGCGCUGUCGCGAGAAAGGGCGUCUCUGCUGCCGAAUAACAGGGCAAGGGGAACGAAGAAUGUAUUCCUCGUCUCUUCCCCGGGCCUCACUACUGCCUUCAGAACCCCGCUUUCUUGAGAACAUUUCUGACUCCUUCCCCUUACUCAGAUCUCAGAUCCCCUUCCGCCUUAGCCCCCUUGCUAGCUCUCUCAGGCCACGGGGCCUCGGGCCGUGGAGGAAAAGGUCAUGAGGUCAAGUCAGGCAUCCCAGCCUAGUUUUCCAAAGGGAGAUUGAAACGGGAUGGUGAUGUGCCAAUUUGGCGCCCAGAGAUCUUCUUCCAGGCCUGUUGCAUUUCAUCCCUCAAAUUCCCUUUUCUGGGAAAUUUGAAGGAUGCCUGGUACUCCUUGUGGGGAAAGGAAUCCCAGGGUGGUGAUUGGUAUUUUGUAAAGGCCCAGUGAGGAAGAGGAUCUUUUUCCCCAGACCCCAGAAGGGAUUUCGGUAGCGUGACAGAAUUCCGAAAUCCCGGGCUCGGCACAGAAUCGUUCCGCUCGUCGUGUGGCCCGACGGCAUUGGCGCUGAGAAGGCGGGUUGAGCUCAAGCCUCCUGGGUCCCCGAAUGUUCGGGACCACGAGGUUGUGUAGAGUGCUGUUGUUGGAAACCAGAAGGCUGUGGUGGUCUCUGGGGUCUGCAGCACACCUGUGCCCCGGGUAGGAUUGCGUUCCUUCGCCCACCAAAUUGCGGCUGGGUUCCGGAUCUACAGAUGAAAUCCAGGAUUUUUCUGAAUUCUCAUCCUGUCUCUUAGGCCUGGGGCGGAGUCCGAGUUGGACAGCGCGCGUUCAAGUGUUUUUUUCUUUUCCUCUAUCACGAUUGAGUCCUCUUCAUUCCCCACCCAUCAUCCUUUCCCUCGUGCGGCUUCCCUCCUCUCUUAAAGGGCCCGCAGACGGGGCUGCCAACUCCCAAAACCUGCUCCCGAGUUAAGGAAUCCGCCUUUGAUUCUUUUUUUAGGAUUGAGAUUCCACAUUCGGGGUUUGGGGGGGGAGGGCAAUUCCAUUGUGACUCAACGGCAUUUAGACACUGGAAGAGGCAAAGCAGCGCCGUGGAGUGGAGGCCGGUGAUACCAGAGAUUCUUAAGGAAACUUCUUCGGGUGCCCCGUGCUGUUGGAGGCAAGAAAGGACUGGCUAUUAAUAGCCUCGUCUGUGAUGGGAAGGGCCCCGCAUUCUAAAAGCUGAAAUUCCAUUCCCGUGUAGCUGUGGGAUUUAAAGGGUAAGAGCUCAGGACAGCUGUGAAGCUGGGCUUGGCUUCCGAGAUUUAAAAGGGACUGCUGUCUGUACACUCCUUUCAAACGGCAAACUCUGCGUCCGCGUGUGCACGCCCGCGCGCGCUUACUCCCUCUGGCUCCAUCCAGGGUUCACGUGGACGCCCCCCCCCCCGCCCCCCCCCCCCCCCGGGAGACAUUUGCCUACAGAGAGAGGUCUAGAGUUGCAGCGAGAAUCGAAGCGUCCCCAGAUCUUGACCCCGGAGUGCUUUUCUGGGCCUUGGCGUAGGUCCCGGAGGCCGACGCAAGCUAAGGUCUCAGGUCGGAGCAGAACCAGGCGAUGUCCCAUCGGAGACAAAAAUAGGUCUCUCCAACUGCCAUGGGACUUGGCCGAGCCUCUGAUAAAUCUUUGUAUGAGGACAUUUUAUAAAUAAGACCGUUUUUUUCUACAGUUUAACGACAUAGGAUUGCCCUUCAGAAAAAGGAGUCUUUAAACGGGUCUUUGCCUUACCUACAUUGACUCAUUCCUCGAAAGAUUAGUCCUCCUGACUUCUCUGCCGGUUUUUAAUGGGUUUGAUUUAAACGGCAACGGUCCGAGUCCGGGGCCCCCGCCAGCGAGACCCCCAAGUGAUCGGUCAGCGUGAUUCCCGGGCCUCGGGAUGUCAUUCUGCACGGUUUUUAAGCAGCAGACCUCAACUGGCCCUUCUACGGGAGACAUUUUAAAAACAUAAGCUUCCCGUGGAUGCAGCCGUCCACGGCUCUCCUGCUGGAGAACUUUGACGCUAGUUGGGAGGUGUCCGCUGGUAAAAAGCCCAGGGGAGAAAGUCAGGCGUCAUCGAAACGGGUUUCCGACUCCUUGUACGCGCAGAAAGCCAAUCGUUUUCAAGACCGAGCUUCUAAGGCCAAGCUUUCCAGGUGCUCUGGGCUCGUAGACUCCGGGCCUAACUCAUCUAUUAGAGCUAGCGAGGUCACGUUCCUGGGCCUGGGAUAUGUCACAUGCUAAAGGAGGAGGUGGAGUGUCUCCAUGGCUGUCCAGUUUGUAGAGGAAGGACAAGUGGAGUUUGUAGAGAGGCUGGAGUGGGUUGGGUUUAAGGCUGGCGGGAUGUCGGCAGUUGGGUCGCCAGAUGCCGUCUUGACGUAGAUGGCACCCAGAGUCGCCAAGCUUCCUCGUUCUUCCUACUUGGGGAGGGGGGUCUCCUGAGCCGGCAAGGGGGAUCCAUCCAGGUGACACCUGCCUUUCCGAGCCUGCGUUGGCAUUCGUCACCGAAGGGGAUCCCGAGUCGUGACCUUUCCACGGCUGGCGGCCGGGCCCCUCGGCUUCGCUUCCCUCGAGGCUGGUGGCCAUUUUCUGGAGUUCCUGGGUAUCCCGGGGCCGAAAGCAGCGUCCGUUGUCCCUCUGCGGGAUCCGGGUUGGGAUACAAAAGCAAGAGCGAGUGAAGCUCUGAAGACGUAGGCCGGGUGGGUCCUUGCGCACCGCAUCUCUCGGGAGCCUCAGCGGUGGACCGCGGUUUGGAUUCCCGUGUUCAGACUAUGCGCUGAAUGAAACCUCCCUCCCAAAGUGGGGUAUCUUUAGUGCGUCCCGUUCAGAGCCCCAGGGAUGGAGAUAAGCAAAGACGAGUGAGCGGCUAACAGUUCCAAGGCAGAAAAGCCCAAAAACCUGGAAGGUCCCGAGCCGGUGUAUUGUGGUCGUCGUCUGUCCCGGGCCUUCAGUGUUCGCCGUGCUGUGGCUAUAAUUUUUCAGGCCCGAGUUCACUCCGUCGUUUAGCGGAUUACAGAGGGGAGCACUUUUUUUUUCUUUUUUCUUCUUUUUUUAUUUUUUUUUUGGUUUACUAACCACGUAUUAAGUCUCCAGUGUUUUGUCGUAGCAGCUUAAAUGGUAAAUGCUACUUGGGCUAUUUCAGUAAAACGUGUCCACAGCAUCCCCGCUGAGGCACAUUUGUGUGAGUGAUUGAUUUCAAGGUUCCCGUCUGUUUUAUAUCGAGCCCGUCGCUGAGGUUGUAUGCGUGUAUGCCCUUGUCUGGUUGAUGCCCCGCCUGUUUUUGUACCGCGUUUUGGAGAACACCGCCCUUCGCCCCAAAACCGUGUUUCCGGACCAAUGGUGGUUUUGUUGUGACGGUUUAUUUUGUUUAAAAUAAAAUUCUUCUUUACAUUUUUUUUUUUGGA